UGAUGAAAUUUAUUCUUUCAUUUCUUAAAAAAUUGUAAAAAAGUUUUAUUCUUUAGAUAUCGAUAUCAGGUCCAGGUGGGAAAAUGGCUGAAGUCGUCUCAGGGACGGACCAUAUUCACAAAUAUGAUGUCGACAACUCGGAGGACGAGAGGAAAAAUAGGAUGGGGUCCUUCAAGAAAAAGGCAAUUAGUGCCUCCUCAAAGUUUAGGAACUCUAUCAACAAAAGAAGUAGGAGAAGUAGCAAGGUCAUGUCUGUUGCCAUUGAAGAUGUUCGCGAUGCUGAGGAAAUGCAAUCCGUCGACGCAUUCCGCCAAACUCUUAUCCUAGAAGAGCUAUUGCCCGCUCGGCACGAUGACUACCACAUGAUGCUAAGGUUUCUCAAGGCGAGGAAAUUUGAUAUCGAGAAGACUAAGCAAAUGUGGGCAGAUAUGCUUCAAUGGAGGAAGGAAUUUGGAUCCGACACAAUUAUGGAGGACUUGGAAUUCGGCGAACUUGAUCAAGUCUUGGAACACUACCCGCAAGGUCACCACGGGGUCGACAAGGAGGGCAGGCCUAUCUACAUCGAAAGACUAGGCUUAGUCGACGCCAACAAGAUGAUGCAAGUCACGACCAUGGAUCGUUACGUCCAGUACCAUGUGAGGGAAUUCGAGAGGACUUUCGCGGUCAAGUUCCCUGCUUGCUCAAUUGCGGCAAAAAGACACAUAGAUCAGAGCACAACCAUCAUGGAUGUUCAAGGAGUGGGUUGCAGACAAUUCAACAAAGUCGCGAGGGAACUCAUCGGUCGGAUUCAAAAAAUCGACGGGGACAACUACCCUGAGACCUUGUGCCGGAUGUUCAUUGUCAAUGCCGGCCAGGGAUUUAGACUCCUUUGGAACACUGUGAAGAGCUUCCUCGAUCCAAAGACCACUGCCAAAAUCCAUGUUCUCGGAAACAAGUUCCAGAGUAAGUUACUCGAGAUCAUCGAUGCUAGUGAGUUGCCAGAGUUCCUCGGUGGCAAUUGUAAUUGCGAAGGAGGUUGUCUUCGAUCGGACAAAGGCCCAUGGAAGGACCCUGAGAUCGCCAAGAUGGUUCAAAAUGGCAUUGGGUGUUGCGGAAGGCAACAACAUGCGAGUGCGGCCGAGGAGAAGAUGAUCUCCGAGGACGAAAUUGUGUACCAAAAGUUGUUGCCGAUCGUGGAGAAGGUGGUGGAUGCGGGUUGGACCGACGAUAUGGUGCACGAGAAGCUUGCCCUCUCCAAAGAUUCGUAUACUCUUUCUGGGAUCAACAAUGGGUCUAGCAACAACAGCCACAUCUUCGGCGGAGUCGUGGCGUUUGUCAUGGGCGUUGUCACUAUGGUGCGCGUGGGGCGGUCGAUGUCGAGGAAGGUUACGAAUGCAGACGUCGCGAACUUGAUGAAGAGCCAAAUGAUGCGACAACCGCCGCCCGCGCCGGCUGUUUCUGUUGCUGAAUUUGCAUGCGUGCUGAAGCGCCUCGGUGAGCUCGAGGAGAAGGUGAAUGUCCUCGGCAAUAAACCGCCGGAAAUGGAACUCGACAAGGAAGAGAUGCUGAGUGCCGCGGCGAACCGUGUGGAGGCCCUGGAGUCUGAGCUCGCGGAAACUAGGAAGGCUCUUGAGGAGGCUUUGUCAAAGCACGAGGAGUUCGCUGCAUAUCUCGAGAAGAAAAAGAAGAAAAAAAACAAGUUGGCAAGUUUUCUUUAUUAGUAGUUUGCGUUAAAG
This is a messenger RNA of Zingiber officinale, 1715 nucleotides long. Its product is annotated as phosphatidylinositol/phosphatidylcholine transfer protein SFH12-like. The transcript has 12 exons. NCBI's taxonomy places the organism in Eukaryota, Viridiplantae, Streptophyta, Magnoliopsida, Zingiberales, Zingiberaceae. Bases 84 to 1700 code for a protein of 538 amino acids. The record is from RefSeq and is a predicted model, not a curated record.